GGGACAGCCAGCCCCCACCAUGGUCUCCAUGGGACUUCAGCUGCUGGGCUACACCGUGGCCUUCCUGGGCUAUAUCGGCACGCUGACAGCCACGCUGCUGCCCAGCUGGAAGACCAGCUCCUACAUCGGCGCCAGCAUCGUGACAGCCGUGAGCUUCACCAAGGGGCUGUGGAUGGAGUGUGCCACAUACAGCACGGGCAUCACCCAGUGCGACAUCUACAGCUCGCUGCUCAACCUGCCCGCCGACAUCCAGGCAGCCCAAGCCCUGAUGGUGAGCUCCUGCGCCGUGUCCUCCCUCGCCUGCAUCCUCACCAUCGUGGGCAUGAGGUGCACUGUCUUCAGCCAGGGCUCACCGGCCAAGGACAGGGUGGCAGUGGCAGGCGGCGUGGUCUUUGUGCUCGGGGGGCUGCUCUGCUUCAUCCCGCUGGCGUGGAACAUCCACGUGGUGCUGCGGGAUUUCCGCAGCCCCGUCAUCCCCGACAGCAUGAAGUUCGAGCUCGGGGAGGCGCUUUACCUGGGCAUCAUCUCCUCCCUCCUCUCCCUCGUCGGCGGCUUCAUCCUCUGCACCUCCUGCCCUGCCCGGGACACAACGGCCAACUAUGCAAACACCUACCGGCACCCGGAAACCCGUGCCUCCCUCAGCACCCCAAAGUGCAUCUCUGUAUCCAUCCCCGUCAGUCCAGCCUUCUCCUUUGUGGACCUCACCAGCUUUGCUUUCAGCUUCUACCGCACAGCUUAG
Nestor notabilis (Kea) is the source of this 739-nucleotide messenger RNA. It is a transcript of the gene CLDN2, whose product is annotated as claudin 2. Gene Ontology annotation, molecular function: structural molecule activity. The record is from RefSeq and is a predicted model, not a curated record. The coding region runs from base 20 to 739 and encodes 239 amino acids. NCBI's taxonomy places the organism in Eukaryota, Metazoa, Chordata, Aves, Psittaciformes, Psittacidae. Gene Ontology annotation, cellular component: plasma membrane; bicellular tight junction. The transcript is spliced from 2 exons. Gene Ontology annotation, biological process: calcium-independent cell-cell adhesion; bicellular tight junction assembly.